Messenger RNA from Neoarius graeffei (lesser salmon catfish), 9127 nucleotides. RefSeq lists its product as uncharacterized. The record is from RefSeq and is a predicted model, not a curated record. Gene Ontology annotation, molecular function: zinc ion binding; nucleic acid binding. Bases 615 to 1448 code for a protein of 277 amino acids. The transcript is spliced from 4 exons. Lineage: Eukaryota; Metazoa; Chordata; Actinopteri; Siluriformes; Ariidae.
GGAAGACGACAGUCGUACGUCGAAACAUGUCAGCAUUCACUGUAAAUCAGGGAAGUGUUACACUGGUGCUAAAACCUGGGAGGCUGGUAAAGAGCCAUUGCCAUGGAGUCCCCAUUUAAGUGAGCUGAUCCAUGCCCUCGUCGCCACCCAGCAGAACCAGCACCAGGCGCUGGUUGCCAUGAAAACCGAGCAGGAGCGGCGCUUUGAGGCUCAGGUGUGGGCCCAACAGGAUGACUGCCAGGCGCUCCUGCAUCUCAUCAACCCUGCAGAUGCACCAGCCCCGGAGCCCGCGGGAUUCUCACACAUCACCCUCACCAAGAUGGGGCCGCCCAAUGAUCCAGAGGCAUUUCUGGACCUGUUUGAGUGGUCCAUGGAGACGUGGGGGUGGCCAGACGAGCAGCCUGCCUGUUACCACUACUGACCAGCGAAGCGCAACUACCCACAGAGAACCGGCUGGCAUAUGCCAACUUGAAGCAACUUGAAGCGAGUCAGCUGCUUCCUGGAGCAACAUUGGCAGCGCUUCCAUGACCUGACGCUGGAGGAGGUCGGCCUACCCUUCGCCUACGGCCAGCAGCUGCAGGAUGCCUGCUGGCAGUGGCUGAGAGCAGAGAACCAUGACAUUGAGGAAAUCAAUCAAUCAAUCAAUCAAUCAAUCAAUCAUUGACGCGGUGGCACUGGGGCAAUUCAUUGCUCAGUUGCCAAGGGGGACAGCAGAAUGGGUCCAAUGCCAUCACCCAGCGUUACUGGAUCAGGCCAUUGAGCUGGCAGAGGAUCAUCUGGCAGCGGUUCCGGUGGCAGUUGGGCAUCCAGCUUCUCUCUCUCUCUCGUUCUGUGCCCCCUUCCUCUUGUUCCUCCCCUCCCUCCCCACACCAUGGAAGCAGGGGCCAAUUCCCCUGCAGCCAGCUCCCCGAGCCCAUGGUUCUCCUUCCCCCUCUUCCCCGUGUGUUUCUGUGUCUUCCCCAAAGCUGAGUGUUCCGCACCCAAGCAAUGCAGAGGUGAGGCUUGGUCCGGUGUGCUGGCGCUGCGGGGAGCCGUGGCACUUCCAGGACCAGUGCCAGGUGAUGGAGGUUGGGGCAGUGGCCCAGGUUCCCAAUGCGCCAGAAGCUGCCCCUGAUCAAACUGGAACGUACCGCAUACCGACUGAUGUGUUGGACAGAGGGCUGGGGGCCGUUUUGUCCCAGAUGGUGGAGGAGCGCCCGGUGCCGUACAUCAGCCGCAAUCUCUCCAUGUGGGAGGGGAAGUACAGUACCAUCGAGAAGGAGCACUUGGCCAUCAAGUGGGCAGUGCUUACCCUCCGUUACUACCUUCUGGGAUGCCCUUUCACCCUCUGCUCGGAUCAUGACCCGCUCCAGUGGCUUCACCGCAUGAAGGAUGCCAACGCCUGGAUCUGGCCCUACAGCCAUAUCCUCGGACGACGGAACACUCCCAAGGCUACAAUGCGGAGCUGAGAACUCGGAUGAGAGACCAGGCCAUCAGGGCUCACCGAACCAGUAAGUGAUAACUUUGCAUUCUUGUUUAAAGAAAUUAGUGGAAACAGUAUUUAAAGAAUGAUACAAGAAAUGGACAGAGAUUGUCCCAGUCAAGGAAGACUGAUAUAAGAGACGGACAGAGAUUGUCCCAGUCAAGGAAGACUGAUAUAAGAGAUGGACAGAAGUUUGUCCGAGCCCAGGAGGACUGCUAAGCUGUGGUACCAUCAAUAUGUUUGCCGAAACGGAUAAAACACAAUUUUGAGACAAUAAACCGUGAGUAGUUUAUUGGGUUGUGUAAGAGAAUUAUCCGCCUAAGUGACGACUGGGUAAUCGCUUGCCUACUUGAGGAGGGGAAGAACGGGUGCGUGUUUCGACGGAUUCACGUUCAGCGAUUCGUAGGAAUUGAAUCUUGCUCCCUUUGUUCUGUGUGAACAACUGGCCCGUCGGAGGAACGGGAUAGAGAGGUUCGAUCACGAAAACGCAAAGACACACCGGUGUGCACGCAAAAUAUUGAUGAAUUAACAGAGUACUGUCCUCCUCCAAACUCUGAAACAGAGAAAUAGAUUUUGUACACAUGCGUGAGUUGUCUUUGAGGUUGUUGUGCUAAAUGAUACCUACUUUAGUUUAGGGCAAAUGUCAGAUAAAUUGUUUACUAAUAAGAACACACCUAAAGGAUUAUUGUGUUGCAUUUUUGGACAUAGUCCAACUUGUUCUUCUUGUGAUCCAAAUAAAAACUCAGCCACUGUUGUCAUAACCUAUUGAUAUAACAGUGUAUAAUGAGGCACAGAAACGGUAAGUUAGGGAAAGAAAAGAAAAAGCAAGUAAGCCUGAAGCUACAUGUGCUAUAAUAAGAAUUGGAUGUUCCUAUGACAGCCCAAACAUCCAGUUUAUGAAAACCUCGUAUGGUGAGGAUUGCUUAGCACAGUUUGAUAUAUGGAUAAAGGACUUAGAAUUCCCUGAAAAGGACAGUUUUAGUCCCAGGCAGAUAGAACGAUUAGAAGAAAAGUUGAAACGGAAGGAAAAAGAAGAGUCUGCAGAUAAUGUUAAGUUCUUAGGGGACUGGAGGGCGUUUUCUGCAUGGAAAGAAGAAACACUUAAGAGAGAGUACAAAAGAGAGAAAUGACAGGCAGGGCUCUCACCCUCUUCUCAGUGUUUGAAAUUUCAGACGGACCCUGACCUGGAGUCUGCCCCACCACCCCGACACACACUGCCUCCUCAGCAAGGCAGAGCAUCAUUUCCACAAGCGCUUCACCCACAGAAAGGGGGAGAAGUCGAGACAAAGAAAAAAAAAACUGAGCCUCUGGAAUCUCUCCCAGCCUACCAGCCGCCUCCAGCAUCAGUGCAUCUCAGCGCUUCUCCAUCACAUACGAGAUCCGGUCUUGCGUAUGGCAACGGAAGAGACACCCUCCUGGACCUGAUCACGUGCUCACCAGUGGGUCCACAAGGCUGUAACCUAAAGUCUGAAGUUCUUCAUCUUCCAGUGGUGGAAGUGGCUGGAGCUGACAGCAUGCUUCUAGUCCACAGACCCUGGACGACAGCUGACAUGAAGGAAAACAUGGCUUCUCUUCCCAACGUGAGAGAGGUAGGAGGAAAGAGAUUUGGUAAUGAACUGUUGAUGUUUUGCAGAGAAUUCCGACUGACCACCCAUGAACUUCGCCACCUAAUCAUGACCAAGAUGGGUAUAGAUAUGGAACAAGGUUUCCAAAGAGUGGCCAGAAGCUGACCAGCGAAUGACUAUACCAGACUGGGGCACGGCUGGCAAUGGUGAGUACAGAGAUACCAUCACUGCUCUCUGUGCUCGUCUGGACAGUGCUUUUCCCUUGAACAUAGACAUGACUAAGAUCAGUAUGUGUAAGCAAGAAGAUGGAGAAGGUGUGUCAGCGUUUCUCGCCUGUCUCACCGCCACGCACGAGAAACACAGUGGCCUGACCAGACCCGUGACCCUAGCUGCAGUGGAGGGCGCUCCUGAGCCUCACCAAGAUCGAGCAGUAUGCUGUGCAUGCAGAAAAGCUGCUGAAAGAAAAGGAGAAGUCAACACAAAAAGACCAAGACCUACACGCCACCACUCUCACUCUUCUCCAGACUGUUCAGCCUGGAGGAAGAGGCCCCGUGAGGAGUACAGCAAAGCAGACUGACGGGCGGACUCUGGGAAUGGGCCCUGCACAGAGAACAGGGGAGGUAACACACACACACACCUGAUGAUACACAUACACAUAGACAGGAGCAUUCACAUAACGUUAAACACAUUAGUAGCAGCACCUGCAUGCAACAGCAAGACUACACAGAAACGCCCGAUACACCAGUCCAGAUAGAUACACCUGAAGUUGCAUUCAGUUUGUUAAAAUACACAACUACUCCCUUCUUUAAACUCCCUUGUAUGCCCCUCACUGUGUGGGGGCAUGUGUUAACCUUUUUAGUAGAUUCUGGAGCAGGACACUCAGUGAUACAACAUGGGGUACUUCCAGUAGACCCACUGCUCAGCUCAAAUUAAAUUCAGAUGAUGGGCAUCUCAGGACAACCUGUAACCGAAACUUUCUCAGUCAACCUCCUGUGUAAAAGCGAAGGAGGAAUAGUUACAUCCCACUCAUUCCUCAUCUCACAUACAUGUCCAGUAAAUUUGUUAGCACAUGAUUUAAUGUGCAAAUUAGGAGUAAAUCUCACGUCCACUUCAGAUGGACUAACUACUGAAGUAAGUGAAAUGUGCGGUGUGCAGUAUGGGUUUGGAAGCCCUCUGUAUGUGUAUGUCUGGCGGCUCUGCUCAGAUCAACUUGCACAAACUCCAAAACACCUUGUACAGCUCGCACACUUGAACACCUCAUCAGUUGACACAGAUUAUAUGAAAGAGGAAGAUUUACACUGCACAGCACAUGUUCACCAAGGGCAAGAUGUAGAGUUUGAAAAGACUUGGUUUGCAGACCCCCACGCAUGUGAAAGAUUAACCCUCAAAACUACAUAUUGGUCUAAACAUUACUGCGCUGUACAGGUCCAUUUUACUCAUUGUCCGAACAACUGCAUCAGUGUUCAUCGCAGUGUUCUCAAACAUGUUAUAUGCAGCCUCAUGUCAGAGGACUCUGAGGUUGACUGCUGCCAACAUGAUUUCUUUGACAUCGUUAAUUCUAUACCCCAUGUCUCAUUAGCAAGGCCACGAGCCGCCCAUUAGAAAGACGUGGGGGAGUGGGUCAAGAAGUGUGCAGCCAAUGGCAAUGAAUGGUCCCAAACAGAGGACCCUAGUGUGUUGUUUUGCCAAAAGCUUGGGGUCUACAAGCAAAGUUAGGCUAUGUGUGUGCAUGUUAAACGCAGCGUAAUAUUAGCCACUUAUGACCGGGAUCCUGGGGACCCCGGCCAUAGUGGCCUGUUUGUCUCUGUUUCCACAGGCAUAACUCCAGCAGAGGUGCACCCCAAAUUGGCGGGAGUUCCAAAUUCCGUUUGGGCGAAGGGUAAACAUGAUGUAGGCCUAAUAAAGAAUGCUGAACCAGUGGUGAUCACCCCCAAAUCAGAUUUCAGGCCUAAACAGACCCAGUACCCACUCAAACCAGAAGCAAUCACAGGUAUAAGACUGGUCUUUGAUUCAUUGCUGAAGGCAGAUGUAAUUGUCCCUUGCCAGGACUCUCCAGUGCGCACUCCUAUUUUCCCAGUUAAGAAGGCAAGAAAACCGUCCCAGCCCGAUGAGUGGAGGUUUGUCCAAGAUCUGCAAGCAGUCAAUGCUGCAGCUGUCCCGCACGCGCCUGACGUCCCUAAAGAGCGCUCUGCAGACCACACCCACUCUGGGACUGCCUGACCCCAAUAAACCAUUUGUUCAAACUGUAGAUGGAAAGAAGGGUUUUAUGACCUCUGUUCUUUUGCAGAACACGGGGAUGGAGUGAAACCUGUAGCCUACUUCUCCAGCAGGCUGGAUCCAGUGGCGGCUGGACUUCCUGUUUGCCUGGGUGCAGUUGCUGCAGCUGAAAAUGCGGUAACUGCCUCCAGAAAUAUUGUGGGGUAUUCUAACCUCACCCUUUUGGUCCCACAUGCUGUCUCCCUGCUUCUGUUGGAGAAAAAGACAUCACAUUUGUCAGCACAGAGAUGAUUGAAGUAUAACACUGUCAUACUUGAUAUGCCUAACAUCAUUGUGAAACAUUGUUCUGUUCUGAAUUCUGCCUCUCUUCUCCCUACAGAGAACGAUGGAGAGCCACAUGACUGUGUUGCUCUCACUAACGAUUUUUGUUCCCCCAGGGAACAAAAAUUAAAGAGCGACCCUUUAGGAAAUCCAGACAUGGUCCUCUAUGUGGAUGGUUCAGCCUCCAGAGACCCAGAGACGGGAAAGAACAAAGUAGGUUUUGCCGUAGUCUCAGAUCACGAGGUCCUCAAGACGUCGUGUCUGCCCUCAAACCUGUCGGCGCAGGCCGCAGAGCUCUGUGCCCUUAUUGAGGCAUGUAAAUUGGCUGCAGGGCAAUCUGUCAAUAUUUUUACGGACAGUACGUAGGUACGCAUUUGGCGUUGUGCACGAUUUUGGCAUCAUUUGGAAACACAGAAAUUUUCUCAUUAGCACAGGAUCUCCCAUUGCACAUCAUAAACUGGUCUCUGAGUUGUUGGAUGCUAUUCUACUCCCUAGAGCCAUUGCUGUGUGUAAGUGUGUUGCCCAUACUAACAAUACUGAUCUUGUGUCUCAAGGAAAUGCCAGGGCGGACACGGCAGCUAAGUGUGCAGCCUCAGCUUCCAGUUCACCCUCUAACCUUGUUUUUCCUCAGGUUUCUACCCCCUGUUUACAGCUAGCAGACCUUCAGAGCACUGCCACUCAGGACGAGAGACGAGUCUGGAAACAGGCAGGCUGUAUCUUUGCAAACUUGGUCUGGGUUUGUCCCUCGGGCCGUCCCUGUCUACCAAAAUACAUGUUCCCUUUCUAUGCAAAAUUGGCACAUGGGCUCACCCAUGUGUCAAAAGGGGGGAUGGUAGCAGAAGUAACAAAGAGAUGGUUCACAAAUGGGUUUUCAAAUUAUGCUGCAAAAUUUUGCAAGCAAUGCUUGAUAUGCGCACAAAAUAAUGCAGGUCAAGGUAUCAAACUAACUCAAGCAGCACACCCAAUACCAGACAAACCAUUUGAUCAUCUCCAAAUAGACUUUAUUGAACUGACACCUAGUGAAGGGAAAAGGUAUUGCCUGGUAAUAGUUGACAUGUUUUCAAAAUGGGUUGAAGUAUUCCCCACAGCUAAACAAGACUCAGAGGCGGUAGUCAAAGCACUCCUGAGAGAUAUAAUUCCUAGGUGGGGUAUACCUAGCAAAAUCUCAAGUGACAAUGGAACACCCUUUGUUAAUGCAGCCCUAAAGAAAAUAGGAGCAUUCCUAGGGAUAGACCUGAAACAACAUUGUGCCUACCAUCCUGCCAGUGCAGGAGCAGUAGAGAGGUAAAAUGGGUCACUUAAAAAUAAACUAAGCAAAGCUUGUGCAGAAACAGGGCUAGGAUGGACAAAGGUCCUCCCUGUAGUACUCACACAAAUGAGGAUGCAAACUAGGCCUAAACAUGGGUUAAGCACAUUUGAAAUUCUGUUUGGAUGAAUACCAAACAUGGGGAUAGGGCCAGCCCAAGGAACACUGCCGAACAGCAGACUGUGUGAUGAUGCAAUGUUGAAUUACUGUGCAAUGUUGUCCUCUGCUUUUAAAUUUAUCCAUAAACAGGUAAAAGAAGCACUUCCCAAACCUGCUGAGGGAUCUACAACCAGGGGAUUGGAUCAUGGUGAAGGUCACAGGCAGAGUGACGUGGAUUCACGCUAGCCACUGCAGGAGGGUUCCUGAACCGGCUGAGCAGGAGGAAGAGGAAGGCCUAAGUGACCAGACACUGACUAAAGCUCGUGAGGAACAAAGGCAUCACUGCAUUCCAAUUCUAAGGUUCCUUCACUGGCUUCCAGUAAGCUACAGAAUUGGCUUUAAAGCAUUGCUGCUGGUGUAUAAAUCUCUAAAUGGUACAGGGCCCAAUUACCUCUCUGAUAUGUUGCAGCGGCCUAACCCAAUCAGAUCUACCAGAUCGCAGCAGCAAAAUUUACUGGUAAAACCUGUUGUUAAAGCAAAGUGUGGUGAAGCAGCUUUUAGCUACUAUGCAGUACAGCUAUGGAACCAACUCCCAGAGGACAUUAAAAAUGCUCCUGCUGUUGGCAGCUUUAAAUCUAGUUUAAAGACCAGGCUGUUUUCAGAUGCUUUCUGCUAACUGAUAAAUAUCAUCUUUACAUGUUUUAAACUUUACUUAACUUUUACAGUCUCUGCAUGUUUUAAACUUUACUUAACUUUUAUUCUAUUUUAUUCUGCUGUUUUUUACUGAACUUUUACUUCAUUUUAUUAUUUUAUUUCUACUAUUGUUUAAUUCUUAUUUUUCUCUCUCUUCUUCCCCCUUUAUUUUAUGUAAUUUUAUUUUGUAUUGUUUACUGUUUUGCUUUUACGUCUGUAAAGCACAUUGAACUGCCAACUGUGUAUGAAAUGCGCUAUAUAAAUAAACUUGCCUUGCCUUGCCUUGCAUGGAACAGUGCGAGUAUCACAUCAAUCACGCACGCACCCUCAAUAGGGAAGAGUAUUUCAGUGUCUAACCGAUAGAUAAGUCUUAGGGUUUCGAGUUUCCUCCAAGUCCCGGUGAGGUGGGACAAGGGCUGAUAGGGUGUGCCCGCCCUCUGAGCACCAGUACAUGUCAAGAAGGGCAAGGGUUAACUCGGUAACCUCAUUGAGGCACUGAACAAGAUGCGCAAGGUUGCUGAACAAUUACGAACAGAUGAACAUGGAGGAGUUGAAGACAGCUGAUGGUGUUAGUUCAGUGGAUGGAAGACUGAUUCUAUCCACCAUACCGGUCCUGGGCUUAGUGAUUGUGAUGCAAUGUUUGCUCCCUGUGUUCUGUCAAUGUUGUAUGUCUGUGUUUCAGAGGCAGCUGACAAAUAUCGGUUACCAGAUGGUGAAAAUAGACCCAGACGACUUGCCUGACUGGCCUCCAAAACCCACAUGAAGACCACAACCCACCAUUCGAUGACAUCAGCACAGUUGACAUGAAAUUAGCCUUAACUUAAAACAUUUUCAUUUGUGGUUGUUUCCUGUUCUAUUGUUUCCUGAUCUAUGUAUAUGGCUUGCUAGCAUUUACUUAAAGACGUCUAUGUCUUAUAAAAACAGCCUUAGCAUUAUCCCUGUACACUCAAUGACGUGUUAAGUCGAAUCUCUCUGAGAACUCUUAUCACUGAAACUGUGUACAGUUCUUUUCUUUUAGCAAUUAUUAUCCUGUAUGAUAAAAAGGGGGGAAAUGUGAGGGAAAUUUAAUGGACGAACAUUAUUAUUCUCUGUGUUUCUGUAUGUUGAGCUCAAGCGACUUAGUGAACUGAGAAAGAUGUUUUUCCACAUGCUGUAAUCGCCUUUCUGUGGCCUUGGUGAUAAGCAGGGUGCCUGAGUUCUCCAUAACUACGCAUCCGCCUGCACAUACCAGAGCACGCCAGGUGCACGCUUUAACAAAGCUUCAUAGAAAAUCUUGAGCCAAUCACGUGAAGAUGCAAGCAGUAAGCGAAUGCCUUUAGAGUAUAAUAGAUAACAGCCACUAAAACAAAACUCAGAGUGCGCGUACUCUCGGCAUUAUCAGAAGUGGUGUCUUCUUCUAUUCUCUUUCCUUUCCUAUUUUAUAUAUCUGUUAUAUGAUCUACUGUAAUAAAUAACUGAAAAGAC